UCUUCCUCGGGAUAUAACGCAGUGCCGGAUUACUCCAUUGCACGGGUUGGAAAGUUUAUUCGACUAUUCCUGGCUUUAAGUCUUGCCGGCGGCAUAGCAACAAUCAUGGUUGCACAAAUUGACACUACUGUAGUUGCAGUCGGCCCUGUCCUCGCCACACAGACCCUGCCACCCGCCCAUGGCUUCCUGAUCGACACCCCAGCAUGUCGCAUACCCAACCUAGAUCCUUUCGACAGCUCUAUUUCACAAUUUAUACGACAUCAAGGGAAGAUUCUGUGUUCUGGGAAGCCGUCAAUAACAUACGAAGAUGGCAAUGUACUACGAAUCAAUUGGACAACAGUGAAGGAUUUCUAUGAAGGUGAUUUUAAGCACUGUAAAUAUCAACCAAUCAUGCGAAACCAGUCCGAUUUCAAGUUCUUUUAUGACAAGUUUCGAGAUACCUUUAACCAAGAUGUUGAGAUUUCAGAGGAGUUUGUAAGAAUCUAUUGUAUAAGCAAUUCUGAGAGUACGAUUAACACCAAUUUCCAUUCGCUGAUUAUUCCCAAAGAGGCUGUGGAUGAAAGAUGUGAGAAAAAUAUUAAACAUCAUGUAACGAUAAACAAGCCAAAGGAAAUAAUGAAUGUUGUGAUGAUUGGAGUUGACUCUAUGUCCAGGUUAAAUUUUAUGCGACAGAUGCCAUUGUCGAGAACAUACCUUCUUGAGGAUUUAGAAGCUAUAGAAAUGUUGGGAUACACUAAAGUAGCUGAUAACACAUUUUUGAACAUUGUACCAUUGACAACGGGCAAAUUUGUUGCCGAACUUCCUUGGAAUAGAACUAUGUCAAGAAAACCGUUUGAUGGCUAUAAUUUUAUAUGGAAGAAUUUUUCGAAUUGUGGGUAUAGAACUCUGUAUGCAGAAGAUGCUCCUGAUAUGAAUGCAUUUACACUUUUAAAGGAGGGUUUCCACUUUCCCCCGGCAGACUAUUACAACAGGGCGUUUAGUUUUGCCAUGGAGAGAGAUGGAUCUGUGUGGAACAAUGAUCAUAAAUGUGUUGGCGACAGGUUGGAGGCGGAAAUAGUUUUGAAAUAUACCGAGGAUUUCUCGAUACUUUUCCGAGACAAGCCUCACUUUGGAUUCUCAUUUCUAACGAGGCUCAGUCACGACGAUGUUAACGUCGCAGGUGCAGCCGAUGAUCCUCACUUUCGGUUUCUUCAGCGAAUACACAAGUCAGGCCUUCUAGAAAAGACAAUUUUGAUUUAUUUUAGUGACCAUGGGAACCGCAUCGGCCACAUUCGGAACACAUUUGUUGGAAGACUUGAAGAGCGUUUGCCUAUCAUGUUUUUUGUACUUCCUCAAUGGUUCAAGAAAAAGUAUCCAAACGUAAUUGAAAAUAUGAAAACGAAUUCUCGCAGACUGACGACUCCGUUUGACGUGUAUGAAACUCUGAAGGACAUAUUGUAUUUCGAUGGGACCCUUAAACAAGCAAGUGUGACGGAUCGUGGUAUUAGCCUGUUCAGUGAAGUACCACGUGACAGGUCAUGUGACACUGCUGCUAUCUUGCCUCAUUGGUGCACCUGUUUAGAAAGGGAAUAUGUCCCUGUAACGUCAGUUAACGUAACCAACGCAGCUAAAAGUAUCCUAAAUCAUAUCAAUGAAGAGCUUUUUGAUUAUGGUCAUCUUUGUGAAGUUUUGAAAGUCCAAGAAAUCAAAGAAGCAGUUUUGAUGACCUCAAACAAGGGGGUCCUUCAACAUUUAAAAAAUACCAGAAUUAAGGCAGUUCUGACAUUUCAGUUGACGUUCGUGACAUCCCCAGGGGGAGGGUUGUUUGAGGGGACAGUCAACCUGGACGAAACAACUGGAAGAUAUUCCACAGCAGGUGACAUCAGCCGAAUCAACAGAUAUGGAGACCAGUCAAAAUGUAUCGAUAAUUUUCAUUUACAAAAAUAUUGUUACUGUAAGACUGCAUCAAGACAAUGAUUGAUAUAUUCAUUAUUUAGUAUGCAGCCAGUUGUAAAGUGUUUCCGAAUCAAUAAUAUAGCAUGGCUAAAGAGAGUGAGUGUUGUUUUGCACCACAGCCACACGUGUUUAAGCUCCAUCACGGAGUCAUUUAUGUAUUAAAUCCUAGAUCCGACAAUCCAUAGGUAUGUAGUUUUGUUGUAGAGAGAAUUGCCGUUUGCAGUUUGAUAGACUUGUUUUUGAUAAUGGUGAGGUCCUAUCAUUUGAUCUUGAAAACAACUGUGUAGUUGACCUCAAGAUCUCUUUCCCCGUGUCAGUGGGCAUCUCAUCUCAAGUUACUUGAAAGAAAUUGGUCUGCAUAAUAAAUUUUUAAUAUGGAUGUGAAUAAUUUAUCACUUGUUUUUAAAUUUGGUGUGAUGCUUUUACAAGCUGACAUUAUUGAAGGCUCUGUCCAGGAGUUAAAAGUACCGUCAAUAAUCAAUAUCAAUAAUGACGACUAAUAUGAGUAUUAGCAUUGAAACAUGUAUCGCCUCUUUUAACAAUAUUCCCACCAUAACAUUGUACCCAUAUGUGGAAUAGACGGUUUUCGGCCUGUUGAAGCAAUGCACAUAGCUUGGCCCUCCCACUGCCCCUUUUUAAAAAUGAGAAAGUGAUUAAAGCGUCUGACUUGUAAAUGAAACUGUUAAUUUGCCAAAAGAGUUUAACUCAAGUGAACUGUUCAACAACAUAUCUGAUGUUUUACACAACAAACUGGGAGUCACCCAGAGAAAGUUUGUCCGACGUGCCAAAGGCUUCUAUCAUUGGUACAUGUAGUUUGGCGGUAUAAGUUGUAACAUGGAGUCGAUAUAUGUUUAUAUGUUCUCUCACUAAAGUACGUUCAAUAUAUCUAUUUAGAUAGUCACAGCUGCCUAUACUUAAAGUCUGACAAAGGCCUGUAGGCCACGGGACAUUUUGACAGCAGAGAGAGAGGUUGGCCGACCUAGAUCUCGGAGGUGCCAGCUGGAGACGAUAUGCACGAUUAUGAUAUGGCUGCAUAAAAUCAGUGAAUAAAGUUUGUU
Messenger RNA from Haliotis rufescens (red abalone), 2993 nucleotides. RefSeq lists its product as uncharacterized. Bases 106 to 1956 code for a protein of 616 amino acids. The transcript has 2 exons. Lineage: Eukaryota; Metazoa; Mollusca; Gastropoda; Lepetellida; Haliotidae. The record is from RefSeq and is a predicted model, not a curated record.